AUGGUGAAAAAAAUUCAUAAUCCUUUAAAGAUAGAUUAUAAAAAUUGUAUUAUUGAGGAUAAAUUAUUACAAGUCAAAAACUUUGAAAAUAAUGAUAUCCCCGACUUAAUACCUGUAUGGACGUUACAAAUCAAUCCCAGAGAUUCGAAAAAAAUUAUUGAGCUCAUACGAUCUCUUCAAGACAAAGAUCCAAUAUCAUUACAACAUCUCAAAAGAAUCCAAAAAACCAAGGAUAACAAAUUUUUGUGUGUUGUGAUAUUCUCUAAAGAAUACAUGGAAGAUAAAGAUCAAGUAAUAACCUUAUUACAAAAAAAUGAUAUUAAAUAUAAUUCAAUAAGUGACAACGUUUUGGUACCUCGUUUUGCACCGAUGAUUAAAGAGUUAGUGCACCAAUGGGGAAAGAAGUAUUGGCCAUUGACAUGGAAUGGGAACCCCAACGAUCAAAUAUUAAACGACUAUGUCAUCAAUAUGGACUCAAUUAAAAAUAUGUUACAAAAGAUAGCCAAUCUCAGUGAACGUGAAUAUACAAAUGGGAAUAAGUUUCCGAUUGUAACUGCAUUUGUUGAUCCUAUAAAUAAUAAUGUAAAAAUUGUGACAACUGAUAAAAGAUCUUGUAAGGACGGGUUUGCAUUAGAUCAUAGUAUUAUGCUUGCAAUUAAAAAGGUCUCUACAUUACAAAAAAUGUUUAAGGAGAACAAGGACCCAAUAAAUAUGACAUCUUAUCUAUGCUUAAACUAUGACGUAUAUACAACACACGAACCUUGUUCUAUGUGUGCAAUGGCAUUAGUACAUUCCAGGGUCAAACGAUGUAUAUUUAUCAAACCAAUGAGCAUGACUGGAGCCCUUCGAUCAGAUAGUGGAGAUGGAUACUCCUUACAUGAUACCAAGGUAUUAAAUUCCAAAUAUGAAGUGUUUCAAUGGUUGGGUGAUGAAUAUGCAAAUAUACCAGAGCUUGAUCCAAAUGUAUGUUGUUAG
Messenger RNA from Arxiozyma heterogenica, 975 nucleotides. RefSeq names its product Tad3p (gene TAD3). NCBI's taxonomy places the organism in Eukaryota, Fungi, Ascomycota, Saccharomycetes, Saccharomycetales, Saccharomycetaceae. Gene Ontology annotation, molecular function: tRNA-specific adenosine-34 deaminase activity. The transcript has a single exon. Bases 1 to 975 code for a protein of 324 amino acids. The record is from RefSeq and is a predicted model, not a curated record. Gene Ontology annotation, cellular component: cytoplasm; nucleus.